Molecule: messenger RNA, 993 nt
Organism: Colletotrichum abscissum
Lineage: Eukaryota; Fungi; Ascomycota; Sordariomycetes; Glomerellales; Glomerellaceae
Exons: 2
Coding region: 1-993 (330 amino acids)
Source: RefSeq, a predicted model, not a curated record
AUGUCUCCCACGAUGCAAUUGGCGCCUCACACGGCCACCUACACUCCCACUUCCGACGCCAUGGAUCGUCAUGAAUAUGGAAUCACCAAGAACCGCAAGGCGGCUUCAACCGGAGGAGGCAGAGCAUGGAGCGAGGAUGAGGAAGUCUAUCUCCUCCAGACUCGUCUUCAGAAGAUGCCUUACAAGCACAUCGCCGCUCACCUGAAGAAGACUGAGCUGGCAUGUCGCCUUCACUACCAUCAGCUUAGCCACGGUAGCAACCGACGCAAGCAGCGUGCCACCUCGGUCUCUUCUGGCUCUUCCACCACCCACUCACCUGUCAUGCAACCGACGAUGCCUUCUUCGAUCCGAGAGUCGACUCCUCGUUCGGUUUCUCCCCCAGGCAGCUCAACCAGCUACGCCCCUCACUCGCCCGCCCCCAUGCAACUUCCCAGCAUCAUGGGCCACGAGGCUUCUCCCAGGCUCCCCGCCAUCCUCCCUAAGCCGGUCUGCAUGACACUGCCACCUCCCACCGCCUCCCCCACCCGCGGGUAUCCCACACCUCUCCCUGAGCCUCGCAGCGCGGCUCUCCCCUCCGCCACCUUCCAGUCCAUCUCCGGCAGCCUCCCCAUCACGCCACCCCUGCGUCUGGAGUGCCCUCUUCCUUCUGCCCAGUCCAUCGUCAGCCAUCAACACGUUGACAUGAACCGCCUUCAAUCCGUCUACACUGCACACCGCGCCUCUUUCUGGGCCGCUGUGGCUAACGACUACGGCCCGGGCGCAAGCCCCGUUGCUUUGGAGCAGGCAUGGCAGAAUGGUGCAUGCUGCAACCAGCAGCAGGCCAGCACACCCAUCACACCCACUUCCAGCCCCGACAAUCUGGAUCGCGAUAGCUACGAAAGACCUCAAGACAAGACUCGCAUCUCUGCCAUUCUUGGCAUUGACGCCAACCCUCGCUCUCCCCGUGAGCGUGAGUUGGUGAGACGCAUGGAGGAAUCAAGAGUCGGCGCCUAA